AUGCCGUGGGACAAGGAUGCUUCGCAAUGCGCUCAAUUUGACCGUGUUUUCCUGGUCCUUGGCAACCAUGAGUUCUACGGGAUCUCUCGAGAAGAUGGUCUCAAAGCUGCAAACGCACUUGAAGUUGAGCCGCAGCUGCUUGGCAAACUCUCUGUUCUGAAUCAGAGCCGAGUUGACAUCAACAGAAGAGUGACAAUCAUAGGCUGCACCUUGUGGUCCUAUAUUCCAAAGGAAUACCAGCUGUGGGUUAGGAUGAAGGUGGCUGAUCUCAGCAGAAUCAAUGACUGGACAGUUGAGAACCAUAAUACUGAACAUCUUCAAGAUGUACAGUGGUUGCAACAGGAGAUUCAUAAUAUUUCUCUUGAAGAAGAUAGGCGUGACUUGAUCAUUGUCACGCAUCACGCCCCAAGUGCCACGAAAACUGUUGACCCCAAACAUAAAUCAAAUCCUUGGGGAUCUGCAUUUUGCUCGGAUCUGCUCGAGUCCCAAGUCAAAUCUUGGCGAGGUUCCAAGAUAAUUCACCACUGGAUCUUUGGGCAUACACAUUGGAAUACAAAAUUCCGACAGCAUGGUAUGAUUAUAAGCAGCAACCAGCUAGGAUAUGACUCCCGAGGUAGUCGAGCACCGAGAUUUUUCAACUACUGGUUCCCUCAAUCUGGGCAGGAUUUUGUUAUCACAAAGACUGCUAAAGUGUAA
Coccidioides immitis RS is the source of this 696-nucleotide messenger RNA. RefSeq lists its product as uncharacterized. Gene Ontology annotation, molecular function: hydrolase activity. The transcript has 2 exons. NCBI's taxonomy places the organism in Eukaryota, Fungi, Ascomycota, Eurotiomycetes, Onygenales, Onygenaceae. The record is from RefSeq and is a predicted model, not a curated record. The coding region runs from base 1 to 696 and encodes 231 amino acids.